Molecule: messenger RNA, 2977 nt
Organism: Pleuronectes platessa (European plaice)
Lineage: Eukaryota; Metazoa; Chordata; Actinopteri; Pleuronectiformes; Pleuronectidae
Product: calcineurin subunit B type 1
Exons: 6
Coding region: 149-661 (170 amino acids)
Molecular function (GO): calcium ion binding; calcium-dependent protein serine/threonine phosphatase regulator activity
Source: RefSeq, a predicted model, not a curated record
CCGAGACCCCGCACAGCCCCGCAGCACCGACAGCACCGACAGCCCUCCUCCGGUCCUCCUCGCCUCCGCUCGGCGGCCCUAGCGACUCCCCCUGCUCCUCCGACCUCCUCUCUCCGCCGCGCCUGGAUUUCAUCAUCCGACCUGCAAGAUGGGAAAUGAAGCCAGUUACCCUCUGGAGAUGUGCUCGCAUUUCGAUGCUGAUGAGAUUAAGAGGCUAGGGAAGAGGUUUAAGAAACUCGACCUAGAUAACUCUGGCUCGCUCAGCGUGGAGGAGUUCAUGUCGCUGCCGGAGCUGCAGCAGAACCCGCUGGUGCAGAGGGUUAUCGACAUAUUUGACACGGACGGGAACGGAGAGGUGGACUUUAAAGAGUUCAUCGAGGGAGUCUCACAGUUCAGCGUGAAGGGCGACAAGGAGCAGAAGCUUCGGUUCGCCUUUAGGAUCUACGACAUGGACAAGGACGGAUACAUCUCCAACGGCGAGCUGUUCCAGGUGCUGAAGAUGAUGGUAGGCAACAACCUGAAGGACACGCAGCUCCAGCAGAUCGUGGACAAGACCAUCAUCAACGCAGACAAGGACGGAGACGGCAGGAUAUCCUUCGAAGAGUUCUGUGCAGUGGUCGGCGGCCUCGAUAUACACAAAAAGAUGGUGGUGGACGUGUGAGCGCCCCCCCCCCCGCUCGCUGGAUCCCGCCCCGCCCCCCCUUCCUCCUCGACACUCGCUUUCUCCACCAUCUCUGAAGAUCUGCUCAAGACGUCCGGCAAAACGCUCACUAUGUAACUCAAUGGAAGUAUUCUCUCUCUCUCUCUCUCUCUCUCUCUCUCUCUCUCUCUCUCUCUCUCCUUCUCUCUCUCUCCUUCUCUCUCUCUCUCUUCUCUCUCUCUCUCUCUCUCUCUCUUCUCUCUCUCUCUCUCUGUGAAGCCACUUUUUUCUUUCACAAACCACCGGCCUCACAAAGCCACCUCUGAAGUGUUGUUGAGCUGGAAGUCCUCUUCAAGAGAUUGAAGGACACCGAUCCCACAUUUGGAUGAGGGGGGGAGAAAGGGGAGGGGAGGGGGGGGGGGGGGGCUCAGUGAGGAGGCUGGUUGGCUUGUUCAUAUUUCAUCCUUCGUUUUUUUUUUUUUUUUUUAAGGUUAUUUUUGAUAUUUAUUUUUUGUUCUUGUCUUUUAUAAAGAAGAAAAAAAAUACAAGUAUAUCUCCGGUGGUCUGGCGAGGGGGGGGGGGGGAAGUGUGUAGUACGUGAACACUUGACUUACACAGUACAACUAGACCGUAGGGUAUGAAGUGCCAACCAGAACAUAUCCAGUAACCCAGUUAUUACCCAUCAUCACCAGUCCUCUCGCCGCGACACUUCCAGCUGCACGAGUCGGUUUCAGAUGCAGAACAACAUGUCAGCUGCGUCUUCUUUCUUUUCUUUGCUCUCCUCUAUUUCAGCUUCACACACGAGCCGUUAACGAUUAGACCAGUUCAGCUUCCAGUCGCUCGUCGCAAAAAGCAAUUGGUUAUUUUUCUUUUUUGUUCUUUUGUAAUAAGAUUAGCUAGUUUUAUUUAUACGUGCGAUUGUGUUUGUGUUGUUGGAGACUCUCCUUGUCUCUUGUCAUGAUAAUAGAUUCAAAUAAAAUGCCAAGACGAUGUCUUUUCAACACAAUCUGUGGCUGCAGAGCGACACCUGGUUUACUCUCGAUGAAGUAUUGUGCGUUUCUCCCGACACUUCGUGGAAAUCGUUAAAAAUUUCAAGACCUGUUUUUGGGACAGCGGCUGGACACUGAGAGGAAUAGUUCAAGAGUGAGAUUUUACAUUGUUUGUGCAAGUAUAUAGGAUUUUAAGAGACUUAUCUGCAGGCAGCGUUUUUUAACCAGUAUGUGUAUAUUAGGUGAUCAAUGUGCUCGUCAUCUUUCACAGCGACAGGAGAAGGCAGCUCUGCCUCAGCUUCACGUGAGCCCCUCUGGACUCUGACCUUUCUCAGCCUCGCGCAGGUCGGCUCGGUUUCUCAAACGCAAAACACUUAAAAUCUUAACUUGUUGGCAUGAUCAGUGUGCAAUGGGAUAGACUGUAUAUUGUAGUUAGGUUCUUUUUCUUUUUUGAACGUGUACAUUUCAGAAGUUGGCUUCUUCUCCCACCUUUUUUAGUUUCUGUCACAAUCACCUCAUUUCUCCCCCUUCCACCCACUUCUACAAAACAGGGAGAAAAACAAAAUUUUAACCAAAAUGUUAAUUUCUAAGGGAAAAAUGCUUCCUACUAUGAAUGGCGUUGGGAUGGCUUUUUUUUGCGUUUGGCUUCGGAGGCCGCCCGCCGGUUCGAUCGGGGGUGUUCGGUCAGAGAUGUGAAUCCGGAGUGCUCUGUGGUCCCUCCUCCCAAAGCUCUGCACGGCUUGGGCCUCCCUGUGCUUGCAUGACAUGGAAAUAUAUUUUUUGUUGUGCAUGUAGAUCAAUUUUUUGAAAUAAUCCUCUUGUUUACACAUGGAUGGUGAUGUUAAUAUAUUUAAGAAUUUAAUGGUAUACAAUAUGGAUGUUGCCAAACUUUGGUAAAUGUACACAUAUUAUGAGAGGUAAUCCAAAUGAACUGAACUACAUGUAACUUUUUGUAUUUUUACCCGGGUCAGUGAGAUGCUUCUAUUCCAGUGAAGGUUGCACAUCUGAUCCUGUCUCAAACUGCCACGCACUGUACUCAGCUUAAAGGGGAAACUUUUAUGUUUUUUUGUUUUCUUUCUUUUGUAUAUAAGUAUUUGUUAAAUGCAGUUCUGGCUCUCUGUUCUCUGUAUAGUUCAGACCGCGCUUUAGUUUGUAAGUGCUACUUCUUCUCUGACGGACUUUGGGUUCUUUUUAGUUUGUGUGGGGAUAUCUGAAAAGAUUUAAGUUUGAGAACCUUUUCUUUUUCCCUUUUUCUGCAUGCUGCAUCUUAUGCUGUGGGACUGUUGGAAACUUGAUACUGUAUGAAAAUUAAAUAAAAUUUAAAUAAACUUUGAAAUGUUGAAAGUAA